AUGCAAGAAAAUGUAAUUCAACUAAAUAAUGAUACAAAACCGAAUCAAGAUGGAUGGGAAAUUAAACAGAGAAGAGUGAGGAGUUCAAGAAAAAAUGUGGGCGAAUCGAACGAGAACACUAAUUUCAAGGGUGCUACAAAUAAUAAACCAAAGUGUUAUAUGUACAUCUACAGAGUAGGAAAAGAAGUGAAUGAAAAUGAUAUCACAUCUUUCAUAGGAAACAAACUAAACAUACAGCAGAAUAAUAUGAAACACAGCGAGCAAAUUAUUAUAAAGAAAAUUCAGUGCAAUAGUAUAAAUACAAUAAGUUUCAUAGUUGCCACAGACUUUAGUCACAAGGAUAAAAUGUAUACUCCUUCUUUCUGGCCUGAAGGGGUAUGCUAUAGAAGAUUUGAUUUUAAAAAAUAUUAUGAAGAUUUUAAAAUCAGAGAUGUUAUCAAUGACGAUGGAGGCAAUAUAGGAAAUUCUCAAGGAUCGGGAAUCUGA
This is a messenger RNA of Psylliodes chrysocephalus, 486 nucleotides long. Lineage: Eukaryota; Metazoa; Arthropoda; Insecta; Coleoptera; Chrysomelidae. The record is from the annotation of a GenBank genome assembly.